AUGAUUGAAGUCGAAAUCAGCUUUCUCCAUCUCAAUCGUAUAUCCAGAUACUUCUUCUUUCUAAGCAAAUUUCCAUCUGCUGUUAUUCAGAUGGCCACAAGACUUCAGUUUGAGAACUCAUGUGAAAUUGGGGUGUUCUCAAAAUUAACAAAUGCUUAUUGCUUGGUAGCAAUUGGAGGGUCUGAAAACUUUUACAGCACAUUUGAAUCUGAGUUAGCAGAUGUUAUUCCUGUGGUUAAGACCUCCAUUGGUGGCACAAGAAUAAUUGGAAGGCUCUGCAUUGGUAACAAAAACGGGCUUCUUUUACCCCAUACUACUACUGACCAAGAGCUUCAACACUUGAGGAACAGUCUACCCGAUGCGGUUGUUGUCCAACGCAUUGACGAAAGACUAUCCGCCCUUGGAAAUUGCAUAGCGUGCAAUGACCAUGUUGCCCUUGUCCACACUGAUCUCGACAGAGAAACCGAAGAAAUGAUCGCCGAUGUUCUCGGUGUCGAAGUUUUCCGCCAAACAAUCGCCGGAAACAUCCUCGUUGGCAGCUACUGCGCGUUUUCCAACAGAGGCGGCUUGGUGCACCCUCAUACUUCCAUUGAAGACUUGGAUGAGCUUUCGACUCUUCUUCAAGUCCCGUUGGUGGCUGGCACGGUUAACCGUGGCAGUGAAGUGAUUGCCGCCGGGUUAACCGUGAACGACUGGACCGCGUUCUGCGGUUCGGACACCACGGCUACGGAACUGUCGGUGAUUGAGAGUGUGUUUAAGCUGAGAGAAGCUCAACCGAGUGCUAUUGUUGAUGAAAUGAGGAAGUCUUUGAUUGAUACCUAUGUCUGAUGUCUGAAUACUUACAGACUUAUAUGCUUGCUUCUUUUCUUUUUUGGACUUUUGGUUUAUCCCUUUUUGUUAGAUUGUUACAGUGGAAUUGAUGUGUUUUUGGUUAUUUAUUAUGUAUCUUUUAAUUGGUAAAAUCUUAUUGUUAUUUUACUAUAUGUAACCAAUUAUUAAAUGGUUUUUUUUCUGCUCUUUUAAAUUAACUAGUUUAAUCUUCUGUGUAUCAAGAAUGUUGUAUGAAGUUCUC
This is a messenger RNA of Lactuca saligna, 1072 nucleotides long. The record is from the annotation of a GenBank genome assembly. Lineage: Eukaryota; Viridiplantae; Streptophyta; Magnoliopsida; Asterales; Asteraceae.